AUGACGAUUGCUCGCAUGUUGCAGACCAUAUUCACUGCGCCUACGGCGGUGACAUUCAGGCCGGCUAGUCACCUCGCGGAGUCCUAUCUCAAAAAAGAUCCAUCAGAUGACGAGAGCACGGCAGAACCAAAAAUGGCGCCGGAGAUAUUGCUUCAGGGCGCAUGUCCGAACCAGUACAGUAAGUGCGCUGAACUGCUCCAGUCCUCCAUUCCCAAAGGAUUUGACGCCAGCGAGAUAAUAUUGCAGCGCAAUGGGCUUGUCCACACCUUGCUUGAGGCGUACAACGAGCACCGUGCGCGCGUGCUCCGUCCGAUUGAUGUCUGGCUUGCCAUCUUGACCCAGUUCUCCUUCUAUGUGAGCGCGUAUGCGGAAGAGCGGCUCUCUCUGUUCGUUGCACAUAAGGGGAAGAAGGAGCUUAGGCCAACAGCGUACAGAACGCGGUACACGGUCGACUUCGGGAGAGUGGCUAGGCAGACGGCGGACCUUCUCGAAGAGAAUUUGACAGAUCCCGCGCUUCGAAUGUGGGCAACUCCGAAGUUCAGUACGACGACGAUCACGGACAAUAAAGUGUUCGCUAUUGCGCUCAUGGCCACGACGAAGAGCUAUUGGGAGACUUUUUUCGGGCUGUGCUGUGGUAUCCCUCGCGUCACGCUGGAUGGAACGCGCGAGGAUUGGGAGGUCGUGUUGCAGAGUAUUGACAAGCUGAAGGAAUUCGGGUUCGAGACGACCGCAUGGUAUCACCUGCUCAGGCCUGUGCUGGCAUGCUUCGUAAACGCGUUUGACGACCCCGACGGAGAGGAGAACAUCGACUUCUGGGGGAGAGUCGCCCACCUUCACAGCGGCAUGAGUGGUCCAACGUACCUCAUGGGUUGGGCCACUACCUUCUGCGUAUUCGAUGCCCAUGGGAAGUGGCAAGGGCCAUUCCUAGACAACAUCCCCUCCUUCGAUUCUCCGUCCCAGGACUACGCCAAGCUUAGUGGAGAAGCCUUCGCAAAAGAACAUUUAGAACUAGACUCUGACUCGUACCUCGUUCUCGACGGGGUUCCCUACCCACACAUUAGUAUGAGGGACAUUCCAGCUGGGACCUUUGAGGUAGACGUCAAACUCGAUGACAACGGUGAGAUGCUCGAGACGCUCCUUGUAGCCGGGAGCAUGGGGAGCGCCGUUAGCUUGAGCAACGACAUAUCGUUGUCCAAAACCGAGGAGAGGGACAUAGUGAGGCCCGUGCCUGGAUGGUGGAUGUUUAUCAAAAAGUAG
Messenger RNA from Coniophora puteana RWD-64-598 SS2, 1257 nucleotides. RefSeq lists its product as uncharacterized. The transcript has a single exon. The coding region runs from base 1 to 1257 and encodes 418 amino acids. The record is from RefSeq and is a predicted model, not a curated record. NCBI's taxonomy places the organism in Eukaryota, Fungi, Basidiomycota, Agaricomycetes, Boletales, Coniophoraceae.